UUCUCCAUUCCAUUCCAUUCCAUUCCUCCUUUUCCAUUCUCACUCUCAGGCACACAACACAUCCAAACCCCAAACCCAACCCGCAAAAUUCUAGGGUUUGUGUUUGUGGUUCCAUAAUGUCUCAGAACGGGAAGCUCAUGCCCAAUCUCGACCAGCACAGCACCAAGCUCCUCAACCUCACUGUUCUUCAGUGCAUCGACCCCUUCGUCAAGGAAAUCCUCAUCACCGCUGCACACGUCACCUUCUACGAGUUCAACAUUGACCUCUCCCAAUGGAGCUGCAAGGACGUCGAGGGAUCCCUCUUCGUUGUCAAAAGGAACACGCAACCGCGAUUUCAGUUUAUUGUGAUGAACCGUCGCAAUAUUGAAAAUUUGGUGGAUAAUCUUUUGGGGGAUUUCGAGUAUGAAGUUCAAGUUCCUUAUCUAUUAUAUAGAAAUGCUGCUCAAGAAGUGAAUGGCAUCUGGUUCUAUAAUGCACGUGAAUGUGAAGAGGUUGCAAAUCUUUUUAACAGGAUCCUUAAUGCAUAUGCUAAGGUGCCUCCAAAGUCAUGAGAAAGUUGACAGAAAAGAUAAAAGUGA
Molecule: messenger RNA, 578 nt
Organism: Arachis ipaensis
Lineage: Eukaryota; Viridiplantae; Streptophyta; Magnoliopsida; Fabales; Fabaceae
Product: mRNA-decapping enzyme-like protein
Biological process (GO): deadenylation-independent decapping of nuclear-transcribed mRNA; deadenylation-dependent decapping of nuclear-transcribed mRNA; positive regulation of catalytic activity
Cellular component (GO): P-body
Molecular function (GO): mRNA binding; enzyme activator activity
Source: RefSeq, a predicted model, not a curated record